Messenger RNA from Venustampulla echinocandica, 663 nucleotides. RefSeq lists its product as uncharacterized. Gene Ontology annotation, molecular function: protein binding. The coding region runs from base 1 to 663 and encodes 220 amino acids. The record is from RefSeq and is a predicted model, not a curated record. Lineage: Eukaryota; Fungi; Ascomycota; Leotiomycetes; Helotiales; Pleuroascaceae. The transcript has 2 exons.
AUGCUGCCUAGUCCUGCCCUUGGAGAGAGGCUAGGCGAAGAUGUGAUAACUCUCUAUGUCGGCACCAAGCGGAAUAAAUUCAUCAUCCACAAGCAGCUUAUUUGUGAAUCUUGCCACUUCUUUGAAGUAGCUUUCACAAGCAGUUUCAAAGAAAACCUAGAAGGCGUGAUGUGUCUCCCGGAAAAACGUCCCGAAAUUAUAUCUUUAUUCGUCAGUUGGCUAUACCCAGACAGAAUUCCAUAUCAUGAAACCGAGGAGCAUCUACUAAAUAUGUACAACCUGCACUUCUUCGCCGAGGAGAUCGGUGAGGAGCGGUUGAUGGAUGCAAGCAUGGAUGCAAUCCAGGAUGAAUAUCAAAAUCUUGACAUUCCCAUAAGUUAUGAAAUGCUGGCAAAGGUUUAUGAUAACACAACCAAGUCGAGGCUAAGGCUUUUCGCUAUUGACAAGUUUGUGCAUUUCCAGGAGCUAGGGAACCUUCCUGUGGGAAGAGUUGACUCUCGGAAGGAUCUCGCAGAGUUAUGGGAAAUAACUAAAGGGAACUUUGACUUAUUCUACGAUAUUUUUACCGCUGAUCCUCGCUUCCGGGAUGAAUGGUUCGAAGUAGACAUGUGCAAGUAUCAUCAGCAUGGUGGGGGUGGGUGCUACAGCAAUGCAAGGAAGUGA